Messenger RNA from Meloidogyne enterolobii, 360 nucleotides. Lineage: Eukaryota; Metazoa; Nematoda; Chromadorea; Rhabditida; Meloidogynidae. The record is from the annotation of a GenBank genome assembly.
AUGGUCAGCAAGUCUGCCAAUAUUUUCUUUAUUGUAUAUAUUGUCCUAUUACCUCUAUAUUGUCUUACUCUAGAUAUUUAUUGGGCCGUUCCAAGUCAACAAUGCCUAAACAAAACAAGAAAACCUAUAGAACCUCAAAAAUUUGGAAUUAAAACAAACAAAAAUCAAAAGUUUCAUGGAACUGAGAUUGUAAUAUUUUAUGAACACCAACUUGGAUUAUAUCCCUAUUUAGAAUUUAAUGAUUUAGAAGAAUCUACAAAUGAUGAUAAUUUAGAGUUAAAUAAAACGUUAAUUGUUAAAUAUAUUAAUGGUGGUCUACCUCAAGUAAAAAUUACUAGUCUUAACAACAGAGUACCUUAA